AUGUCUGUUGAGAGCUACAAUGAUUUCCAAGCGCUGCCGGAGGGUUGUAUAGCCACCGCGCUGUCGCUGACGAGCCCCAAGGAUGCCUGCCGACUGUCUUUGGUGACUCUGAUGUUCCGGUCGGCGGCGGAAUCCGAUGCCGUUUGGGAGCGGUUUUUGCCGCCUGAUUAUCGUGACAUCAUUUCACGUUCAAUUGACAGCGAUGAUUCGGUUCUUGCAAACCUUCGAUCCAAGAAAGAGCUUUAUUUCCACCUCUGUGAUAAUCCAAUCAUCAUCGACGGUGGCAUUAAGAGCUUUUCAUUGGAGAAAGGGACAGGAAAGAAGUGCUUUAUGCUGGCUGCAAGGGACCUCUCCAUUGUGUGGGGUGAUACACCUGCAUAUUGGCAAUGGAUCCCUUAUCCAGAGUCCAGAUUUCCUGAGGUGGCAGAGCUUCUUGAUGUGUGUUGGUUUGAAAUUCGUGGCAAGAUUAAUACUAGCAUGCUGUCUUCAGGAACUACAUAUGCAGCUUACAUUGUGUUCACUUCAAAAUCAGGAAUAUAUGGUUUUGAGUAUCAACCUGCUGAGGCUACAGUACGAAUUAGUGGGCGGGAUGGUGUAAAACGAACAAUGUGUUUGGAUCCAGAGGGAGAACAAAGGCAUAGGCACCAGUUUAGAUCCAGAGGAAGAAAUGCUAGGCGGUUGGCUCAUAUAUAUGGACGGCAAGGUGAUUUGUCCACAGAGCGCAUUACCGAUUACCCCAAGGUUAGAGCAGAUAAAUGGAUGGAAGUUGAGUUGGGAGAGUUUUUCGUGGAUGGAGAACAAGAUUUGGAUAUGGAAAUAAUGAAUAUUGUUGCUACAAACUUCAUUAGAUUUGCAGCGCAUGAAUUGUUUUUGGUGCUCAUAAAUUGUACGACUCCCAGUACAUCUAGAAAGUUUGCAGCAGAAACCUGUGGCUCGACAAGCUUGUAUCGUGGAUUGUCGACAGCUUAG
This is a messenger RNA of Fraxinus pennsylvanica, 969 nucleotides long. The record is from the annotation of a GenBank genome assembly. Lineage: Eukaryota; Viridiplantae; Streptophyta; Magnoliopsida; Lamiales; Oleaceae.